This is a messenger RNA of Microdochium trichocladiopsis, 3829 nucleotides long. RefSeq lists its product as uncharacterized. Gene Ontology annotation, molecular function: protein binding; ADP binding. Gene Ontology annotation, cellular component: kinesin complex. The transcript is spliced from 4 exons. The record is from RefSeq and is a predicted model, not a curated record. NCBI's taxonomy places the organism in Eukaryota, Fungi, Ascomycota, Sordariomycetes, Xylariales, Microdochiaceae. Bases 33 to 3821 code for a protein of 1262 amino acids.
AAUCACAUUGAGCAGUAGAGCGUUACAGGUGAAUGUCGAAUCUGCCUUGCUCUCGAGAUAACGCCAACAACUACACCCUCACGGCCGAUCUGCGCGCUGACAACACCCCUCCGUACGCAAUCCUCUCCCACACGUGGGGCGCCGACGAGGUGGUCUACACCGAUAUAAAGGCGAGGCCAAGUGAAUGGCAACAGAAAGUCGGCUACUGCAAGAUCCAAUUCUGCGCUGAUCAAGCGAAGCGACAUGGCCUACAACAUUUCUGGGUUGACACUUGCUGUAUCGACAAAUCUGACGGCAUCGAACUCCAGACUGCGAUCAACAGCAUGUUCAGAUGGUACCGUGAUGCGAAACGAUGCUACGUCUAUCUAUCCGAUGUUUCCUAUCCCUCGACCUCCAGUCAGCCGCCAGGGGUUGGGUCGUGGGAGGCUGCGUUCCGCGGCAGCCGUUGGUUCACGCGCGGCUGGACACUACAAGAGCUCAUCGCCCCGCAGAUUGUCGAGUUCUACUCGAGGGAAGGGGUCUUCUUAGGCGAUAAGAGGUCUUUGGAGGCUGUCAUACGCGACGUGACGGGUAUUCCUGCCAGGGCCUUACGAAAUACACCAUUAUCCUACUUUACGACUUCAGAACGCGAAGCGUGGAUAUGCAAUCGGGAAACAACGUGUGAGGAAGACAUGGCAUACUCGUUGCUCGGAAUAUUUGACCUCUACAUGCCGCUCCUCUACGGCGAGGGUCGCGAACGAGCACAGAGAAGGUUGCGACAAGAGGUCCAGAAAUCUGUGAAAGGUACCUACGACAACAACUUUCUGAUCGGCUUCAACCUGUCUGGUGUUCCUGAGACUCCACAUUUCGUAGCAAGAGAUGGAGAAGUAGCAGAGAUGCGAAGAAUGCUAUGCUCGGAUGGAAGCCGUUGCACUGUCAUUCUCCAUGGUCUCGGCGGCAUUGGCAAGACACAGCUCGCUGCAACGUAUAUCAAACGAUACCGGGACGAGUACUCGGCGAUCUUCUGGCUGAAUAUUAAGGACGAAGCGUCCAUCCAACAGAGCUUCGCUAGGAUCGCAACGCAGAUCCUGGAACAGAAUCCCGAUGUCGGCAGCCUCAAGGGUCUGAACCUGCUGCAAGACCACGACAAGAUUAUUCAGGCCGUGAAAGCGUGGCUCAGCUUGCCAGGCAAUACCAGAUGGCUUAUUGUGUACGACAAUUACGACAACCCAAAGCUUCCCGGGCGGGUGACCGAUACAGCGGUUGACAUACACCAAUUUCUUCCCAUGGCAUAUCAGGGUUCAAUUAUUGUCACAACGCGGCUGUCGCAAGUCGACAUAGGGCAUCAAAUUCGAAUCGAGAAACUCAAGUCCGACUGGGAGAGUUUGCAAAUACUGUCAAGGGCGUCAGGCCGAAAUGGUUUACAAGAUGAUGGUGAUGCGAAAGAACUUGUGCGAGAACUGGAUGGGCUUCCUCUUGCUCUUGCUACGGCUGCAGCAUAUCUGAAGCGUGUCCCAAUCAGCUUCCGAGACUACCUUCGCCACUAUCGGGAAUCUUGGGCAAGACUCACGGGCAAUCUGCAUCUUGGUUCUUAUGCAGACCGCACCUUAUGUUCAACAUGGCAGCUGUCAUAUGAACAUGUGCAGGCACAGAACCCACUUGCGGCUCAUCUGCUCCGGUGGUGGGCCUACUUCAACAAUGAAGACAUAUGGUAUGAUCUUUUCCGAGCCAGCAGAGAAGACGGCCCGGCGUGGAUGGGGCAGCUUUCAGAAGAGCUCAACUUCAACGAUGCAAUGGGCGUACUCCAUGACUACGGCCUAGUGGAACCUACAACCAUGUUCCAGGAGCCACAAGGGUACAGCAUACACAGUUGUCUACAUUCCUGGACUAUUCAUAUAUUGAAUGAGGAGUGGGACAGCUGCUUGAACAAGCUUGCAGUGGAAAGUGUGGCAUCACAGGUUCCUUCACGAGAGCAAGCCGAGUAUUGGCUUCUUCAGAAGAGACUAAUAUCACAUGCGAUCCGGUCUUGUUCAACAGUACAAGAGAGCAAUUGUCCUACAGAUCGGGCUUUUCAUUCUCUAGGUAAUCUUUACGCUGACCAGGGGAAGCUGGGCGAGGCCGAGAAGAUGUACUUGCGGGCGCUCCAUGGGUGCGAGAAGGCACUGGGACCGGAUCACACAUCAACACUUGAAACAGUACACAACCUUGGGAACCUCUACGCUGACCAGGGGAAGCUAGGCGAGGCCGAGAAGAUGUAUCUACGGGCGCUCCAUGGGUACGAGAAGGCACUAGGACCGGAUCACACAUCAACACUAAGCACAGUCCACAACCUUGGGAACCUUUACAAAAACCAGGGGAAGCUAGGCGAGGCCGAGAAGAUGUACUUGCGGGCGCUCUAUAGGUGCGAGAAGGCACUGGGACCGGAUCACACAUCAACACUAAGCACAGUCCACAACCUUGGGAACCUCUACGCUUACCAGGGGAAGCUGGGCGAGGCCGAGAAGAUGUACUUGCGGGCGCUCCAUGGGUGCGAGAAGGCACUGGGACCGGAUCACACAUCAACACUAAGCACAGUCCACAACCUUGGGAACCUCUACGCUGACCAGGGGAAGCUGGGCGAGGCCGAGAAGAUGUACUUGCGGGCGCUCCAUGGGUACGAGAAGGCACUAGGACCGGAUCACACAUCAACACUAAGCACAGUCCACAACCUUGGGAACCUCUACGCUGACCAGGGGAAGCUAAGCGAGGCAGAGAAGAUGUAUCUACGGGCGCUCCAUGGGUACGAGAAGGCACUAGCACCAGAUCACACAUCAACACUUCAAACAGUCAACAACCUUGGGAACCUCUACGCUGACCAGGGGAAGCUGGGCGAGGCCGAGAAGAUGUAUCUACGGGCGCUCCAUGGGUACGAGAAGGCACUGGGACCGGAUCACACAUCAACACUUGAAACAGUACACAACCUUGGGGCCCUUUACGCUAACCAGGGGAAGCUGGGCGAGGCCGAGAAGAUGUACUUGCGGGCGCUCCAUGGGUGCGAGAAGGCACUAGGACCGGAUCACACAUCAACACUAAGCACAGUCAACAACCUUGGGAACCUCUACGCUGACCAGGGGAAGCUAAGCGAGGCAGAGAAGAUGUAUCUACGGGCGCUCCAUGGGUACGAGAAGGCACUAGCACCAGAUCACACGUCAACACUUCAAACAGUACACAACCUUGGGAACCUCUACGCUGACCAGGGGAAGCUGGGCGAGGCCGAGAAGAUGUAUCUACGGGCGCUCCAUGGGUACGAGAAGGCACUGGGACCGGAUCACACAUCAACACUUGAAACAGUACACAACCUUGGGGCCCUUUACGCUAACCAGGGGAAGCUGGGCGAGGCCGAGAAGAUGUACUUGCGGGCGCUCCAUGGGUGCGAGAAGGCACUAGGACCGGAUCACACAUCAACACUAAGCACAGUCAACAACCUUGGGAACCUCUACGCUGACCAGGGGAAGCUAAGCGAGGCAGAGAAGAUGUAUCUACGGGCGCUCCAUGGAUACGAGAGAGCUAUAGGACUUGAAAACGUCACAACAUACCGGCCGGCCAUCAACACCCUUAAUAACCUAGGAUCUCUCCUCUCGGGACAGGGCCGUUCGAUUCAAGCGCGCCAAUACUAUCAACGUGGUUACGACGGUCUUGUAAAACUCCUCGGGCCAUCGCAUCAGGCUGUUGAGUCAGCGCGACACACUCUCCAGCUUACACACAGCGCGAUUGAGAAUGGGAUGUGUUCGAACGAAGACCAACACGUGACCGAUCCAGCACAACCCGGAGCAUCGAAGAAGAGGCGACGAGACGUAGAGUAGAAAAGUUA